Messenger RNA from Morone saxatilis (striped sea-bass), 2087 nucleotides. RefSeq lists its product as uncharacterized. The transcript is spliced from 18 exons. Lineage: Eukaryota; Metazoa; Chordata; Actinopteri; Moronidae. Gene Ontology annotation, cellular component: mediator complex. Bases 196 to 1971 code for a protein of 591 amino acids. The record is from RefSeq and is a predicted model, not a curated record. Gene Ontology annotation, biological process: regulation of transcription by RNA polymerase II; cellular response to thyroid hormone stimulus. Gene Ontology annotation, molecular function: nuclear retinoic acid receptor binding; nuclear vitamin D receptor binding; nuclear thyroid hormone receptor binding.
GCUAGCUCCCGAGCUAACUCCAGAGACUUGGCUGGUGGCUGGUGGCUGGUAGCGGCCGACUGACUGCACGUCCUGUGGGCUUGGCUCCGUCUGACAACGCCCGCCCGCCUGGGAGAACCACACUCUGCUUCACUUUAAUGAGGGGAGACUCAAGUCAGCAAGAGUGACACAGAUUUUCAGAAGCCAGCUUAAGUUAUGAAGUCCACAAUCUCUGACCUGCACUUGAAAUUUGCAGAGAAGACAUGGAAUGAGACAUUUCAGCUUGUCCGAAGAUGCAUGGACAAAUCCAGAGAUAAAUCCAAACCCUGUGAGGCGCUGGUUAGAUCCCUGGAAAGGCUCCAGGAGGUGUUUAAUGUGUCCUCUAUGAAUACCAUGAAGUCUCGUCUGGAAAUGAUUGCCAAACAACAAGGAAUGGGUUUUCACAUUACCGAGGCCACAUGCUACCUGACAGCCGACUUGUUCUACCUGGAGGUGGUGUUGUUGCCAUGUGGCGGGGUGGAGGACGUUAAAGUGGCCCCACACGGAGGAUCUCCUGUUCCCAGCGAGUCCCUUCUUCAGCUGCUGAGGUCAAAAGACUUUGCUGAGUUCUCCAUGAAGUUGGCAGGCCUCUUCGCCCAGUACAACAUCCCUGGAGACAAUGAAAUCCAAUUAAAAUUGUUUGCAUCUCUGCAAUGUCUCGGGAACGACUUACAGCAAAUGUCACGUUUGCCAAACGUCCCAAAGGACUCUGACCCCCAAGUGGACAUGAUCAACAAUGGCAGGAUUGGGUAUCUAAAAGCUGGAAAAGAAGAUUGCCCCCUGAUUAUCCAGUUCUAUAUCAUCCCUACUGAUGAAAUGGAGACGUCGGAUUUACAUCUGAUGGAUACAGCUGUCCAGGCAGCCCAGGUGACUGUAGGUGCCAGUGAUGUGGCUCACAAGCUUCAGAUGGCCUCUGCGAUCUCACAGCCUCCACAGCUGGAUCCCCAGGGUUAUCCUGUGUUCCUGCCGCUGAUUGAGGCACAGUAUGAGAUGCUGCCCGCCUGCUUUCUCCUGAAACUGCAGCCAGGAAUACCGAUGAUGCCAUCUUUUGUAAACAAGCUCAGUCAAAUUACAGAUGUGACCAUACCAGAUGUUGACCUGCAGUGGGCACCCUUACCCAAGCUUCUAUUGAGACAUUCACCAAGCACUAACAGCCUCAAGGAGAAAUUAGAUGAACAGGAUCCUAUUUUUACAGUGCCUCUUCCUGGUGGUGUGAUGCACAGUUAUGUUCUCCCUGGAGCUGCAUGGGAGGUGCCUGCUCAGAGAGGGGCUGUAGUGGACAGUAUUCCCUUCACCCACCCUGCCCAUGUCCCGGCCCUACUGGAGCUGCUCCGACAUCAGUGUGCCAUCAACACCCUGCUGAGGAGCUGCAUCACGUCUCAGCGUGCCAGAACAGGUUCGGUUCGUGACCUGCACUUUGAAGUCCUUCCAGAGUCUGAGACCAGCUUUUCUGUCACCUUCCACCGACCUGACACUGACUCCCUCGCUGUUUUGCUGGUGAAUGUAUCUAAUUCUCAUCAGAUUAGCUGCACUAUGUUCGGCGCAGGAAUAGGGGAUCCUUCUUUGGAUGAAUACCUUUCCACUGUCAUGAAGAGGUGUAUGUCCCUUCCUGUCACCCUGAGGACAUUACACAGCAAGCUAGAGGAGAUCAGCUCUGCCCCACUUUCUCCCCGCCACCCGGCCACCACAGAGGCCGAAAAUGACCACUCGGCUGCCACGAGCACCGCUGCGACUGACCCCAGCAGCGCCUUGACCACGAUCUCCGAGAGUGCAUCUGUGCCAGAGGACGGCCUCAGUGUUUCUGGUUCAGCCUGCUAUGCCAUGUCUGUAGCCAAAUCUGAGCUCCUUCCUGAAAUAAAUAUAAGUCCUGCUGUCAACCCUUACCCUUUCACUCCUGUGGGUGUGUUCUCACACUGGAUGACCAAAAACAGCCAACUGUCAGAGCUGAUCUGAAACUGCAUUCGCUUUAUAGGUGAUGAGUUUAAGCUUUUAAAAUGUGUAAAAAUCUUUUUUUUAGACUUGAAUAAAUGUUUUGGUAAAGCAACUGUUUUCUUUACACAAACUCAGGA